CUGACGGCUAAAUAAACACACUAAACACAAGACAGAAGACAGAUCUUUCAAAGUAAUUGUUUAAUUUCAAUUGUUGUGAGAUUGCUUGCUUAUUUUAGGAUUUAAUUUAAAUAACAAGUGUUUUUAAAUAAUUUAAAUAUCCUAUUUCUCUAGGAAGCUAAGUAAUUUCAUAUAUUAAGAUAUUCCGAUAUGGAAUCUUUGGAAAUUGAUGAUUUCCUGGAAGAACUUUAAUUAAUUAAUUAGUUUAAGUGCUUAUCAAUUAUGAUUCACAAGAAUUAAAAAUAUGAAAUUGUACCAAAUCAUAAACAAUACACAAGAUGUCUGCAUUUAAUAUAAAACCAUCAGGUGGCUGGAUUCAUUCUGACAAGCUUAUUGCAAAGAAAGGGGCUACUUAUGCUGUGAAGUAUGUGGGAUGCCUGGAGGUUAAAGUUUCCAUGAAAAAAUUAAAUUUCAAAACAAGAUCUGGUGUUGCAAAGGAAUGUAUCAACAGAGUUUGUGAAUACUCAAAGUUAAAAAAUAUAGAUAAGAAACGAAAAGUUGAUAAGAAGGUCUUAAAAGCAAUAGUAGAAGUGCCUAAUUUGAAUUAUGCUGGCAUGUAUGUUAACUUAAACGUGUCUAGCAUAAAUUUAACACUUACCUGUAUAGAAACUAAUCAAAUAAUAGCUUGUCAUGAAAUGCCUAGAAUAUCAUUUGCAUCUGGAGGAGAAAAAGAUGCACUAGACUUUGUAGGAUAUAUAGCCAAAGAUCCAAAUGAGAUGCGAGCUUGUUAUGUAUUGGAAUGUGGAGGAGGUUUAGCAAAAGAUGUUAUAUCAACUAUUGGACAAGCUUUUGAGUUGAGGUUCCAACAAUUUGCAAAUAAAACUCCUUUAGGUUUAGGUGCCACGAUGGGCCACUACUCAGGUUCUACAGGCGGAGAUGCCGACAAAGAUUAUUACAACGAUUUACCUGGAAAGGUUCCUCCAGAUGUGUGUGAACCUCCACCAGUUCCCCCUUUACCCUCUCUGGUACCACCAUUCACAACACUACCACCGGUUCAGAGUCCAAAUCUCAUAGAUUUAAAUGCCGAUAUAAUUCCAGAGGGAUCUCACCAUGAUUAUGUUAAUGAUAGCGUAAUUGUUGUUAGAGAAAGGGAUGUUUUUGAUAUGCAACCAUUUACCCAUACAUCGAGUUCAAUUUACGAAAAAAGCCAAGAUCAAUUUAGUCAACUAGAAAAUGAAAUAUGGUUUCACGGACAAAUUAACCGAGCAGAAGCAGAAAAUUUACUUCAAAAAGAUGGCGACUUUCUCGUCAGAGAAUCAACGAAUACCUUAGAAAGGCAGUUUGUUCUUUCAGGAAUGCAAGAUAAUAAUAAAAAACAUCUGCUUUUGAUAGAUCCACAAGGAAUAGUAAGGACGAAAGAUAGAAUAUUUAACAGCAUCAGCCACCUCAUCGAUUUUCAUUACGAAAAUGCUUUGCCUAUUAUAUCAGCAGAAAGCGCUUUGGUGCUCAGAAAUAAAAUACCAAGACCUUUGUAAUUCUUAAAAUUUUAUAAAUGAUUACAUACAUCGGUGUACUAUUUAUCCAAUUUAUAUUAUUUUAUAAAAUUUAAUACACAAUUAUUAUAGUAUUAGAGCAUAUAUUUACCUAGUAUAUUUUAAUAAGGAUGAAUAUAAAUAAACACAUCUGCAUAUAUUUUUA
Diabrotica balteata is the source of this 1677-nucleotide messenger RNA. NCBI's taxonomy places the organism in Eukaryota, Metazoa, Arthropoda, Insecta, Coleoptera, Chrysomelidae. The record is from the annotation of a GenBank genome assembly.